Gymnogyps californianus (California condor) is the source of this 4544-nucleotide messenger RNA. It is a transcript of the gene PANK2, whose product is annotated as pantothenate kinase 2. The record is from RefSeq and is a predicted model, not a curated record. Gene Ontology annotation, biological process: coenzyme A biosynthetic process. The coding region runs from base 1 to 1275 and encodes 424 amino acids. Gene Ontology annotation, cellular component: nucleus; cytosol. Gene Ontology annotation, molecular function: ATP binding; pantothenate kinase activity. Lineage: Eukaryota; Metazoa; Chordata; Aves; Accipitriformes; Cathartidae. The transcript has 7 exons.
AUGGAGCCGCUGCGCAAUGGCGGCGGCGCGGAGGAGAAGCCGCGACGGCGGGGGGGGGCGGACGCCGGACCCCCGCGGCGGCGGAGCAGCGGCGCGGCGGGCGUUGACAGCGCGGCGGGGCCGCAGCCCCGCGAACGGGGCGGCUCCGUCAGCCGCCAGCGCCGGGACUCGGUCCGCAAGAACCGCCCGCUCUUUCCUUGGUUUGGCUUGGAUAUCGGAGGGACCUUGGUCAAACUUGUUUAUUUUGAACCAAAGGACAUCACCGCGGAAGAGGAGGAGGAAGAAGUGGAAAAUCUCAAAAGCAUCCGCAAAUACCUGACAUCAAACGUAGCCUAUGGAUCUACAGGCAUUCGGGAUGUGCACCUUGAACUAAAGGACCUUACCCUAUGUGGACGUAAAGGCAAUCUGCACUUUAUACGCUUUCCUACUCAUGACAUGCCUGCUUUUAUUCAAAUGGGAAGCGAAAAACACUUCUCAAGCCUCCAUACUACUUUAUGUGCCACGGGAGGUGGAGCGUACAAAUUUGAGCAGGACUUUCGCACAAUGGGUGACCUUCAGCUUUGUAAGCUAGAUGAACUCGAUUGCCUUAUUAAAGGAGUUUUGUACAUUGAUUCAGUUGGAUUCAAUGGACAUUCAGAGUGCUACUAUUUUGAGAACCCGACGGAUGCUGAAAGAUGUCAGAAGCUCCCAUUCAACUUGGAGAAUCCGUAUCCUCUCCUUUUGGUGAACAUUGGCUCAGGGGUCAGCAUUUUGGCUGUGUAUUCGGAAGAAAACUAUAAACGGGUAACAGGCACCAGCCUUGGAGGGGGAACUUUUUUUGGUCUCUGCUGCCUUCUUACCGGUUGCUCCACCUUUGAAGAGGCCCUAGAGAUGGCAUCCCAUGGAGACAGUACCAAGGUGGACAAACUAGUGCGGGACAUUUACGGAGGAGACUACGAGCGAUUCGGAUUGCCAGGCUGGGCUGUAGCGUCCAGCUUCGGCAACAUGAUGAGCAAGGAGAAGCGGGAAUCUGUCAGCAAAGAGGACCUCGCGAAGGCUACUUUAAUAACCAUCACUAAUAACAUUGGCUCCAUAGCACGGAUGUGUGCACUUAAUGAGAACAUUAAUCGAGUGGUGUUCGUUGGCAACUUCCUUCGGAUCAAUACAAUCUCGAUGAGGCUUCUGGCGUAUGCUUUGGACUACUGGUCGAAGGGACAGUUAAAAGCACUUUUCUUGGAACAUGAGGGUUAUUUUGGGGCAGUCGGUGCUCUUCUGGAACUCCUGGAUUCAGCCUGACUCCCUGCAGAUUCUGUACGUUGGACCUACGAAGUUGGGGCGCUUCCUGGGUCACUAAGCCCACGUUUCGCUUUAAAGCAUCUGUUCGCUGACUGUUAAACUAAUUGUGCGUGACCUAAUCAGAAAAGGAAAGGACUGUUGUGUUUCUGUCUGUAAAGUUGAAACCAAUCGUCGAUUACAACGCAGGUUUGUUUAAAAGGAGUAUAUAUGCAAAUACGCUGACCGAAGGUGGCGGUUGUAUCUGGGACAUCUGUAGGGCAUUUAGUCGCUUACAUCAAGUAGCCCUUUUUAUGUAGUCUUCUCCAUGUUUAGUGGUGGUGACGUAAUAGAAGACGUGCACUCUCUUCCCUCCGUCAAGAUUCCUUUGAGUGCUGAAUGUCUACCCAGUUCACAGUUCAUAGAGUUCAGCUGCAGCGUCUUACGUUCUGCAAAUGAAAGGCAUCCCGUUCGCGUUGCGCUGUAAAUUGUCUGUACGGGGGAAAGAACGUCAGCGCAGCCCUGGCGGGUAAAAACCAUCCGGACCACUUCUGUCUCCUCUGAACCGUACAGCGGCCUGUCAGUCACCGUUGUGCUGUCAGUAAAGCUUUAUUCCUGUUACCGCAGUUUCUUAUCUGUGUAUACUAGAGACGAAAGGUAAGGCACAAAUCUUCUGUCUCGGGUUGAUCCCGAUGUCAGCCUGUAACACUUCUAUACAGACCACAACACCCCUUGGGAUACAUCAUAGUGCUGGCGUAGCGUUAGGACUGUCUGUCAACCUCUGACCUCGAGAUCUGCUAAAAGCAAAUUUGAGGAUGAAAUAGUGUGGAGUUUGGGUUUUUGUGGGUUUUUUUUCUCUGUUGUAAAACUUGGCUGCAUAUAACCGUACCAAAGAGAUUGGUUUUUUUUCAGUCAUACACUUGGGAUCUUCUCUGUAAUGUUCCAUUUCACGUUUAUUAAUUGCUAAACUACUGUAGCUUCCGGGGGAAACCUCUCCUUCCCGUAUGCAUGCUGCACUCUUCUCUGUUUUCUCUGUGCAUGCCGUCCUGCAUACAGCCCGCAAACUGGGUGGCUGCAGCUUGCAACCCCUAAAGAUAUUGCACUCUCAGGAUGUGGAUUUAGCAGUGGCUUACUGCACGCCGAAUAACUGCGCUCUCAAAACAACAGAGAUGCCGAUAGCGGGACAGCAGUUUAAAAAAGAAAAGCAGCACGCAUACGGUUUGUAAUCUGACCUUCCUUCCUCCUGUCUCUGCUUUGCCCCGGCUCUUUGCGGAAAUUCUUCCCAGACUUGAACCUUGCGUUACGAAAGGAAGAUCUUUAGUGAGAAGGGUGUUGGUGUUCUCUUGGCCGUGCGACUGGCAUCGGUUAUUUCAGUAUAACUGCACUCCAGUCAGGGAGCGUGAAAAAGCCGCUUUUCUGAAGAGCCAUCUGCGCCUUCCCUUGACGAUGUCAGCUACGUGGAGAUACUAUUUCAGCGCGUUCUCUGCAAUUCAGUGCUCUGGCUUUCCAGCUAAGCAGCUCAGCUAUAUGUAGAAGUUUUCCUUCCGCGACCGGCAUGAAGCAGUCUUUCGUGAAAUGCAAGUGCCGAUCCCUUCGCCUCAUACUUGUUGGGGUUUAUCCCAGGACGUUGGAACGACGGUCAUCCUGACUCGAACGCAUCUUUUAAAGCCAUGGUUUCUUUUCGGAGAAGUUGAUUUUCAGCUCUCUGAUCCCGAUGCCCGUUUUGAUGACUGAUCGCAGCGCUGGACAGCCGCUGCCGGUUUGGUAGCUUGCGGUUUGGCUGCAAUAACGCGCAGUAGAGGUGCAGUAGCGGCACAACAAAUCGCGUCCGGCUCUACCUAUUGCUGCAGCCCGAGAUCCGAGUACUCGCAAGGUGCUCCGCAGCUCGCUGCGUUCGUUGCACGGUACCUGCCUCUCUUUUGGGCCUGAAAAGGGAAGAAACUACGAAUUCAGAAGACGUACUCUUUGCUAGAUUAGAUCCUGUGUGAUAUUUCUCUUAAAGCCUGUCCUGUCAGCUCUGCUGGGUAAGUGUUCCAGACAGCAGACACCACGUAAAGUACGGGACUUUCUAACUGUGGGCCUGGAACUUCCUGAAUACAUCCAGUAAUUUGACAACAAUAAUCAAAUGGGGGGAAGAAAGAGAGCAGCGUUCCCGUGAAAGGUAAUCUUUGCUGCGUGCUGUCUGCAGAAGAAAAUGUUUGUGCUUUUCCUGCAGGAUAGUGCAGGUUUCAGUUGUAUCCCGCUCUGCGUUCAGUAUAACGUGGUACUUUUAGAGGUAAGGGGUUUGAGCAGGAUAAUACAGAGUCAUAGCGUGGUUUGAGUUGGAAAGGACCUUGAAAGAUCACCUAGUCCCACGCCCUGCCGUGGGCAGGGACACCUUCCGCUAGCCCAGGUUGCUCAAAGCCCCGUCCAGCCUGAACUUCAGCACUUCCAGGGAUGGGGCAUCCACAACCUCGCUGGGCAAAUCGCAUCUGAGACCUCACGUAUUCUUCAUUUCUUGUGAAAUGACACAAAAGAUAGCCCAGGUAGGUGUAUUAAAAACAACUCCGCUUUCAAAUUGCUGAUUGUAGGUUUUCUAGACUUAACUCUUUCUCUGCCAUACAACAUGUAGCACACAGCACGUACCCGGCUGCCGUUUCAGCCAGGUCACCCGCCCGCACAGCCAAUAACCUGGGCCCUGCUUUGACUCGUGGAAAAGAAACAGAAACGCGCUUUGGCUUUUUGAAACGUCCUCGUGCUCAGGACCUCCUUAGCUCCUUGGUGUCAUGCUUCAGUGAUGCACUGGGCUGGUGUGGGCUUAUCAGAUUUAAUUAGUCCCGAGGGUUUUAUACAGACGACGUCGGUGCGGGGAGGGAAUAUAAGCCGCCUCUGAAUCUUCGUAAUACGCAGAAGAGGGGCUGAUUUUUUUAGUAGCAGUAGCCUUUGGGAGCUGAAGACUGACGGAAGGAAGGAGCUACCUUGAAAUGAUUUUGUUACGCAGAGGGGAGCUGCGGAGAGCCGAGGAACCUCUGCAGAGCCGAGCAGCCUCUGCAGCGACCCCGCAGCCUGGUCUACAAGAAGUCCCUGCCCUGAGGCGCUGGCGUAGGUGCCAGGCUGGCGUCCCUGGGAGCAGCGUGCCGCGCGUUUUCCCGUGUUCGUUCUGCGCACUCGUGUGUGUAACUCUUUUUUCUAUGGAUAUUGAGUAGAUCCCAUGCGGUCUGAUGUCUGACACCAAAGUCCCUGAUGUGUUGUGUGUAUUUUUUUGUAAAUUUUUUUUUUUUCUUCUUGUAAUAAAAUAUUACAGUUAUUUUUUA